AUGAGAGGUGCACCAGGACAGCCAGGUGCUCCAGGAAGAGACGGACAGCCAGGAUUGCCAGGAGAAAUGGGAUUGCCGGGACCAGCAGGGGAAUCAGGAGGUCCUGGUGUACCGGGAGGAAAUGGCGACGAUGUCGAAAAGCCAAUGCCUUCAAAAGGCAUUCGCGGACCCCCUGGACAGGUCGGAGCACCAGGUCCAGUUGGCGCACCCGGAAAGAACGCAACUAAAGGUCCUCAAGGAGCCUUAGGGGAACCAGGAAUUCAAGGUGCUGCCGGUGCUCCAGGUCAACCGGGAACGCAGGGUACGCCUGGCUUAGAAGGUAAACCAGGAGAAGACGCAGAGGUAAGAGUUUCAAAAACAUUCUUACAUUUCAUAGAAACGAGCUAG
Enterobius vermicularis (human pinworm) is the source of this 387-nucleotide messenger RNA. The record is from the annotation of a GenBank genome assembly. Lineage: Eukaryota; Metazoa; Nematoda; Chromadorea; Rhabditida; Oxyuridae.